AUGAGCCUAUAUGCCUUAUUGAGGAAUUGUUAUAAUCGACAUCCCACUCAGCAGGAGAUUAGUGAAGCAUUUGAUGGAAACUUGUGUAGAUGUACAGGUUACAAACCCAUAUUGGACGCUGCAAACUCGUUUGUUGAGGGAGGAGGUAUAGUGUCUAAAGAAAACGGAAAUGCUGAAACAAAUGGGACUUCUACAGGAUCUGGGGGCUGCUGUAGAAUGUCAAAUGACCAGGCAUGUGCCUGUAUGAGGAAUCAAAAAUCCCCUAAUGGGUUUCCAUUAAAAGAGCACAACUUCCAUGAGCAAGCAAGAGGCCAGUCGGGAUCCCCUGUAGAGCUUAUAUUCCCUCCCGGGCUAAAAAAGUUCGAACCAGUACCGCUUUUUUAUGGGAAUGAACGUAAAGUAUGGUUUAGGCCUUUGACAAAACGACAGCUGCUUGAAAUUAAAGAUCGAUACCCGAAAGCUAAAUUGGUGGGAGGUGCCACAGAAAUACAGAUUGAAAUUAAGAUGAAGCAAAUGGAUUACAACGUCUCAGUGUUUGCCAACGAUAUUGAUGAAUUGAAACAAUUUCAUUAUGAUGAAGAACGGAAAGGUGUUGAAUUUGGUGCUAAUAUUGACCUAUCAACUCUGGAACAUCGUCUUAAUGAAAUGACAAGUCUAAUCGGAACGGAAAAAUCUCAGAUUUACCAAGAAAUUGUCAAGCAACUGAAAUAUUUUGCAGGUAGACAGAUAAGAAACGUUGCAACACCUGCGGGAAAUAUUGCAACAGCUAGUCCUAUUUCAGACCUGAAUCCAGUUUUAGUGGCAGCAGAUGCAGUUCUGACAGUUGAAUCUCUCAGUGACGGCAUACAGGAAAUUCCCAUAAGCAAAUUUUUUAUUGGUUACAGGAAAACUUUAUUACCAGAUGGUGGAAUAAUAUCCAAAAUAUUUGUCCCCGAGAGUUUGCCCCAAAGAGAAGUUGUUCGUGCUUUCAAACAAGCAAAACGGAAGGAUGAUGAUAUUGCCAUUGUAACAGCCUGUUUGAGACUGGUUGUUGAUAAAGAUUUCAAAAUCACUAAAGCAAGAUUGGCCUAUGGUGGUGUUGCGCCUAUGACAGUUCGUGCGUUGAAGACUGAAGAGCGUCUUCUAGGCAUGGAAGUAUCUGAUAGUACAUCUGAUGCUAUCAUCAGCUUAAGUGUCAAUUCAUUAAACAAUGAUGAUUUUAAAAACAUCACCUUUGGAGUUCCUGGUGGUAUGGCUAUUUUUCGAAGAACUUUGGUAACAUCGUUCUUUUACAAGUUCUAUCAAACAGUACUGCAAUCGUUUGGGUUCAUACGAACACUUGAUGGGGAUGCUGUUGAGGAGGUCACACGAAAUUUCCCCAUCGGUAAGCGAGAUCUUGAUAAUGCUUUUGAGAAGAAAGUUUUGGGCAAGAGCAACCCGCAUAUGUCAGCUUUGAAACAAGUGACUGGAGAAGCUACUUAUGUCGAUGAUAUUCCCCCGUUCCAUAAGGAGUUGUUCGGAGUUCAAGUCAUGUCCACUCGUGCCCAUGCGCGCAUAGUGUCAGUGGAUUACUCACCGAUUUUUGAAAUUGAUGGUGUUGUUGGCUAUGCGAAUGUAGAUGACAUCGUUUCGAAACAAGCCAACAUGUGGGGCCAUUUUGAGGAUGGAAAAGAAGAGUUCUUUGCUGACGGAAAUGUACGAUAUAUUGGCCAGUGUAUUGGCUUAGUAGUGGCUAAAGAUAGAGAAACAGCAGCUCGUGGUGCGCGGGCUGUGGUUGUUGAAUAUGAAGACAUAGACCCAAAAGUUAUCACGAUUGAAGAUGCCAUUAAGUAUAACAGUUUUUUCAAUCUAGAGAGGAAAAUUGUAAAAGGAGACGUUGAAAGUGCAUUUCAAACUGCAGCCCAUAUAGUUGAGGGGACAACUAGGAUUGGUGCUCAAGAACAUUUCUAUCUCGAAACUCACGGGUGUAUUGCAGUGCCAGAGGAGGAUAAUGAAAUGAAGAUAUAUACGUCUGGCCAGGCCCCCAAUGCUACCCAAGUCAGCGCAGCGCAGGUGUUAGGUAUACCAGCUAACCGAAUUGUUGCUCGAGUGAAAAGAUUAGGAGGAGGAUUUGGUGGUAAAGAAAGUAGGUGUUGUCAAAUCUCAUCCAUUGCAGCGGUGGCAGCCCGAAAAUUCAAAAAGCCAGUUAGGAUCAUUUUGACCAGAAGUGAAGAUAUGCUCACGAUGGGACAGCGCCAUCCAUUUUUGAUUCGAUGGAAAGUUGGUCUGGAUAAAAAUUUCCGGUUUAUUGGUCUUAAAUCUAAGUUGUACGCUAAUGCUGGAUGGAGUCUUGACCUCACCGCCGGUGUCGUGGAACGAGCUUUGUUUCACAUGGAUAAUUGCUAUGAUUUUCAAAAUUGCCAUUUUGAAGGAUUUGCAUGCAAGACCAAUACGGCCUCUAACACCGCGUUCCGUGGUUUUGGUGGGCCUCAAGGAAUGUUUGGAGCAGAAUCAUUGAUUUAUGAAGUGGCAGAAACACUUGGUAUAGAACCUGAUACUCUUCGUGAACUCAAUUACUUCAGACCCGGAUCCUCCACGGCGUAUCAGCAGCCUAUGAAUGAAGACUUCACGGUGCCACUAUUGGCGAAGCAAGUCAAGGAACAAGCGAAUUUUCAACAACUCCGAGCUGAAGUUGACGCAUUUAACAAAGAGCACAAGUGGAUCAAGAGGGGAUUAGCUCAUGUUCCUACUGCUUUUGGAGUUUCGUUUGGUGCAUUGUUCUUAAACCAGGCAGGAGCACUUAUUCAUAUCUAUGAAGAUGGGUCUGUAUUACUAGCCCAUGGCGGUACAGAGAUGGGCCAAGGUCUGUUCACCAAAAUGGCCAUGGUUGCAGCCGAAGAAUUAGAUGUUCCGUUAGAAAGUGUUUUCACAUCUGAGUCAGCAACUAACACAGUUGCAAAUGCAUCUCCUACAGCUGCCUCGGCAUCCAGUGACUUGAACGGAAUGGCUGUUAAGGAUGCUUGUGAUCAACUUAACAAGAGACUUAAGCCAUAUCGAGAGAAAUUUGGCCCUGAGGCAACCAUGAAGGAACUGGCCCACGCCGCUUACUUCGAUCGUGUGAACCUCUCAGCUAAUGGAUUUUAUAAAACACCCGAUAUAGGAUAUGUCUGGGGAGAUCCCAAUCCUAAACCAGCCUUUUUUUAUCAUACACAGGGCGCAGCUGUUUCAAUGGUUGAAGUCAACACUUUGACAGGGGAUUGGUCAUGCCUCCGUACAGAUAUCAAAAUGGAUGUUGGGCGACCAUUGAAUCAAGCAAUCGAUUAUGGCCAGAUAGAAGGUGCCUAUAUUCAGGGCCAGGGGCUUUUUACAAUGGAGGAGUCUCUGUGGUUACAAAGUGGUGCACUUUUCACCCGUGGUCCAGGGGCCUAUAAAAUUCCGGGAUUUCGAGAUAUCCCUCAAAUUUUCAAUGUAGGGAUAUUGCAAGAUCGUCCAUUCAAACAUUUGAAAACUAUCAACAGAAGUAAAGGUAUUGGUGAACCUCCUUUGUUUCUCGGGUCAACAGUUUUUUUCGCCAUCAGAGAUGCAUUACUAGCGGCCAGGAAACAGAAUGGUAAAACAGAACCUCUUGUUGGAGUUCAGAGUCCAUUAACAAGCGAGAGGAUUCGUAAUCUCUGUGGUGAUAGUUUAGUUGAUCUCUCAAUUCAGGCUGUGCAACCCACAAUGGACCAGAAAGAAUUUUUUGUAGUUGCGUAA
Molecule: messenger RNA, 3711 nt
Organism: Sugiyamaella lignohabitans
Lineage: Eukaryota; Fungi; Ascomycota; Dipodascomycetes; Dipodascales; Trichomonascaceae
Gene: AOH2
Product: xanthine dehydrogenase/oxidase
Exons: 1
Coding region: 1-3711 (1236 amino acids)
Molecular function (GO): iron ion binding; FAD binding; oxidoreductase activity
Source: RefSeq, a predicted model, not a curated record